GCCGCUUGGUAUGUUUAAAAAAGGCGCUCACGGUCGCACUAAAAUAAUUCGAGUUUUUUUUGUUGGGGUAUUAAUUUUUGGAAGAUAAUUAAUGCUGCACUAGGCAAAAUAAGCUGUGGAUAGUCCCGAAAGGAGUGCCGGGGAUAGCGGCCAUGAAUUUCCCACUGGCGAAUGCCAACAAGGACACUUUGAGAGCCGCCUGCAAGAAGUGCGGCUAUGCCGGUCACCUGACCUACCAAUGCCGCAAUUUUCUCAAGGUGGACCCCAACAAGGAGAUCCUGCUGGAUGUGGAGAGCACCAGUUCGGACUCGGAGCUGGACUACCUCACGCCGCUCACGGAACUGAGAGCCCAGGAGCUGAAAGGAGGCACUGAAGUGCCACCGCCAGCGGUCCCCAAGGAUAAAAACAGGGAUAAGAGCCGGGACAAGCUCAAGGAGAGGGACAGGGAGAAGGAGAGGGACAAGGAACGCGGCCAGCAGGACAAGAAGAAAAGCAGCUCGAAAAGAAGCCACAAGGUGGCCAACAACGACAAGGACAAAAAGUCAUUGCGGCACAAGAAGAGCAAGAAAAAAAGCCGGAAGCACAAAAAGUCCAGCAGCGAGUUGGCCAAAACCAAAACCAAAACGGGCAAAAGACCCAGCAGCGGCAGCACCAGCAAAAAGUCAAAAAGACGCCGCUCCUCCUCGACCUCCAGCUCAUCCUCAUCGGAUUCCUCCUCCAGCUCGUCAUCCUCAUCGGAAGACUCCAGCGAUUCCUCAGAAUCCGAGUCCGAUUCCAGCGACAACGAGGAGUCGAGCACGAGUGAAUCGGAUGAGUAUGGACGGAAGAAAAAGCGUCAGGGCAAGUACAAGCGCAAAUCCACGGAUACGGCCAUGUUGCGCCGCAAGAAGUCCAAGGUGAAGCGAAAGCGCCAUCGCGCUGGGGGAUCUGGUGCUCCAACCGCCGGCAGCAGCUACCUGAGCAGCCUCAGCGACAGCAGCACCUACUGAAGGAUCAGGAUACACAGCUGCCUCCCAAAGCACUCGCUCCGUAAACUAGUUCGAUUUCCGUUUAGCCGUAAGGGGAGGAACUCCUGCCUGUUCCUCCUUCUUCCACACAGAGACUGCCUCCAGUUCCAGGCCCAAAACUUCCCACAAAACUCUUCCCCGGAAUACGAAAAGCAAACACUAAACCCUAGACUUGUCCUAGCCCUUAAGUUUCAGCAGGAUCUGCUGCAAAUACAACAAAUUAGUUUGUACAAGAGAA
Drosophila rhopaloa is the source of this 1245-nucleotide messenger RNA. Its product is annotated as protein SREK1IP1. The coding region runs from base 153 to 989 and encodes 278 amino acids. The record is from RefSeq and is a predicted model, not a curated record. Lineage: Eukaryota; Metazoa; Arthropoda; Insecta; Diptera; Drosophilidae. Gene Ontology annotation, molecular function: nucleic acid binding; zinc ion binding. The transcript has 2 exons.